AUGGGCUAUUAGAUUUUUGGUUAUAUUUUGAUUGCAAGCCGGUAAUCAUGAGUGCUGGAGUGGAGAACGAUGUGCAAUUAUUAAUGAAACUUGGCUUGAGUGAACAGAAGGCUAAAGAGACACUCAAAAAUUCUCAGGUCACUAAACAUUUAAAAUUUGCAAUCACUGAGGCUGGUAAACACAGUAGCAUUAAUGCAGAUAUUGGAACCUUACUUUACCAUCUUGCUUCUAAGAUUAAGGUACAAAUUGCUGACAAGAUACCACUUGUAGCUGGGUACAUAGCACAGCAGAAAUUGGAUACGACACAAAGGGUGGAUGCUGCCCUGGUAUAUCUUUUAAAUAAUAUCAAGGGACCUAUAAAUACUGUAGAAUUUGAGAAAGCAUGUGGUGUAGGAGUUGUGAUAACUCCGGAAGAGAUCGAGCAAGAAGUUGAAAAGCUAAUAAAGAAAAAUAAAGAUGAAAUCAUUGAAAAACGGUACCGUUUUAACUCUGGACCACUGAUGCAAGAAGUUCGUAAUGUCUUGAAAUGGGCUGAUGGAAAGGCAGUGAAGAAUGAAGUAGAUGUACAAUUGUUAGAUCUAUUGGGUCCAAAAACUGAUACAGAUUUAGCACCAUUGGCUAAACAACCCAAGCAACCCAAGGCCAAGGCAACUGAAAAGAAAGAAAAUAAGAAGGAUGAUGUGGAUGAUAAUAAAGGAGCUCAAACAAUAAGUGAAUUAAUGAAGACAAAAGUGCACUUUCAUAAACCUGGGGAAAAUUAUAAGACCGAGGGAUAUGUUGUCACUCCAAAUACUCAUCGCCUUCUUCAAGAGCAUCUUAAAAUUACGGGUGGACAAGUUAGGACUAGAUUUCCACCUGAACCUAAUGGAAUUCUUCACAUUGGUCAUGCCAAAGCUAUUAAUAUUAAUUUUGGAUAUGCAGCAGCUCAUAAUGGUAUCUGCUUCUUGCGUUACGAUGAUACAAAUCCAGAAAAGGAGGAAGAGAAGUUUUUUACUGGAAUUCGAGAGAUGGUCGAGUGGCUUGGUUAUAAACCAGCAAAAAUAACUCAUUCUUCUGAUUAUUUUCAACAAUUAUACGAAUGGGCAAUUGCUUUAAUAGAAAAGGGUUUAGCCUAUGUAUGCCAUCAGACGAGCGAUGAAAUGAAAGGCUUUAAUCCUCCUCCGAGUCCAUGGAGAGAAAGACCUAUAGCUGAAAGUCUACAACUGUUUCAGGAUAUGAAAAAUGGUAAAUUAGAGGAAGGUGAGGCAACAUUACGCAUGAAACUCACCCUAGAAGAGGGUAAGCAGGAUCCUGUUGCAUACAGAAUAAAAUAUGUACCACAUCACAGAACCGGGGACCAGUGGUGCAUAUAUCCUACAUAUGAUUUCACGCACUGUCUCUGUGACAGUAUUGAACACAUUACCCAUUCUCUUUGUACUAAGGAAUUCCAAUCCAGAAGAUCCUCCUACUACUGGUUAUGUAACGCCCUGGAUAUCUAUUGUCCAGUGCAGUGGGAAUAUGGUAGAUUAAAUGUCAGCUAUACAGUUGUUUCUAAAAGAAAAAUCGCUAAACUGAUAGAUGAAGGUAUCGUCGCCGAUUGGGAUGAUCCUAGAUUGUUCACUCUAACAGCUUUACGUAGACGUGGUUUCCCACCCGAAGCCAUUAAUAAUUUUUGUGCCCAAAUGGGAGUAACUGGUGCUCAGGCAGUUGUCGAUCCAGCUUCUUUAGAAGCUGGCGUGAGAGACGUUCUUAACAUUACUGCACCUCGAGUUAUGGCAGUUCUUGAUCCAAUUAAAGUAACUAUUAGCAACUAUCGAAAAGAUAAACCGAUGGUUCUCACGGUACCCGAUUUCCCAAAUGAGCCAGAGAAGGGAGAGCAUCAAAUUAUUUUUGAUGAAGUCAUUUAUAUCGAAGCCUCUGACUUCAGAGAAAACGAUGAGAAGAGCUUCCGGAGGCUUACUCCAAACCAGUCAGUAGGUCUUAGGUAUGCCGGAGUGGUUAUUACCCUUCAGUGCGUAGAAAAAGAUGCUCAUGGAAAUAUUACAAAUUUAGUUGUAAAACAGGAACCGGUAUCCGAUAAAAAUAAGCCUAAGGCAUUUAUACACUGGGUCUCUAAACCCACGUUAGUUUCCGUGAGACUCUACGAAAAGCUUUUUAAACACAAAAAUCCUGAAGACCCUAAUGAAGUUCCUAAUGGGUUUCUCAGCGACAUUAAUUCUGCCAGUAAAAAAGAAGUCGUUGGUUACGUGGAUGCAAGUUUAGUAAAUGUGGCAAAGCCUCUAGCCAAAUUCCAGUUUGAGAGAAUUGGAUUUUUUUCAGUCGACUUUGACAAUAAACCAGACAGGCUGGUGUUCAAUAGAACUGUAACACUGAAGGAAGAUGCUGGCAAGCUGUGAAAAUGCGAAAUUAAAGACAAUAAAGUAUUUAAGAUUUGUAAGUGUUACAAGAGCGUGAUUGUUUGAUGAAUGCAAGUAAGUUUAACAAAUAUAUAAUUUUUGUUUGCUAUCAAAUUUCCACCAGACCCUACAUUACAUAUGUAAGAGUGUAAAGAGGUGCUUAUAAAAUUCUACCACUCUCGAAUUCUAAUCGAAGUUGGAACUGUUUUUCAAUUCAUUAUGCAAGACUCGUAAGUAGGAACCAUAUAUUUUAUAUUAAUGAAAGCAUCUUCACCACCGUAUCGUUCUAAAACUUCUAAAGUCUCUUGUAUCAGGUCCGCAACAUUUUCUCCCUUCUGCUGCGAGUAAUCUAUACCCUCUCCAAGAUUCACUGAAAUUAAAAAAAGCAUAACGGUGUGAUGACAUAGACUAAAACAGUACAGAAAUUAAUUAAAGUACCAUUUCUAUCCUUCAGUAAAUUCAGAACUGGUAGAAUUUGUCUGAAAUAAGGAACUAGAGCUUCGCCAACACAGUCAGCUGAACGCACAAGUCUUUGCAAAGCUCUCAUUGUGGUACAAAUGAUUUCAGGUACCUUUGUAUUUAGAGCACCUAUUUAAUAUAAUCAAUAAAAUCUUGUUAGUUUAAUAUCUUUUCUCAUAAUAAAGCCAAAUUUAAACUUUA
Messenger RNA from Cephus cinctus (wheat stem sawfly), 3035 nucleotides. It is a transcript of the gene GlnRS, whose product is annotated as probable glutamine--tRNA ligase. The record is from RefSeq and is a predicted model, not a curated record. The transcript is spliced from 10 exons. NCBI's taxonomy places the organism in Eukaryota, Metazoa, Arthropoda, Insecta, Hymenoptera, Cephidae. Gene Ontology annotation, molecular function: ATP binding; glutamine-tRNA ligase activity. Gene Ontology annotation, biological process: translation; glutaminyl-tRNA aminoacylation. Gene Ontology annotation, cellular component: cytoplasm; cytosol; aminoacyl-tRNA synthetase multienzyme complex. The coding region runs from base 48 to 2375 and encodes 775 amino acids.